Molecule: messenger RNA, 546 nt
Organism: Jaminaea rosea
Lineage: Eukaryota; Fungi; Basidiomycota; Exobasidiomycetes; Microstromatales
Exons: 1
Coding region: 100-429 (109 amino acids)
Source: RefSeq, a predicted model, not a curated record
AUCUGCGGCGGCUUGGGCAAAGGGUUGCGUACAAUGUACAAAAGAUAGUGUGGCACUCUCCAUCGCUUCUUGUCAAUCCUUGCAACACAACACGCAACGAUGCUCCUCUUCGCAGCCCUCACCGCCCUCACUGCCAUCGCAGCUCAGGCCUUCGCCACCCACGUCACUUGUGACUGGGCGCCUGUCCGCUCGGAUCCUGGGUCGGUCGGCUACAAGAAAGUGAGUCGUUGCGUUGGCCCUGUACCUCUGCUCGGCUGCCUCGCUCUGACCACCGCACUCCUCGUCAUCUUGACGAUGCGCCGCCCUGAUAGAUGUGCAACGCCGCCAUCCCGGGUCCCCAGCAGAGCGAUCCUAGCUUUCCGUACAUGUGCUUCGACAAGCAAACGUCAAAGUGACGGUUGCCGACUACAAUGUCUUGGGCCCCAAUAAGCUGGAGAUCGUUUCGCCCUGCGCGUCAGGAGGAUGGGCACUCAGUCCUGGCGGCGGCUACUGCUACCUUCAGUCCAUCGCCGCCUGCCUCGACGAGGACGGGCAUGGAGUUGCUAA